This is a messenger RNA of Bufo bufo (common toad), 1974 nucleotides long. RefSeq names its product NSF attachment protein alpha (gene NAPA). The coding region runs from base 62 to 949 and encodes 295 amino acids. Gene Ontology annotation, cellular component: terminal bouton; synaptobrevin 2-SNAP-25-syntaxin-1a complex; vacuolar membrane. Gene Ontology annotation, molecular function: soluble NSF attachment protein activity; syntaxin binding. Gene Ontology annotation, biological process: regulation of synaptic vesicle priming; SNARE complex disassembly; synaptic transmission, glutamatergic. The transcript is spliced from 11 exons. Lineage: Eukaryota; Metazoa; Chordata; Amphibia; Anura; Bufonidae. The record is from RefSeq and is a predicted model, not a curated record.
UGGUUAUCACUCGUGAUCCUCGGCCUGUUCUGGUGCAUCCAUCCCGGUUAUCUCCGCCGCUAUGGACAACUCCGGGAAGGAGAAGGAGGCCAUGCAGCUGCUGGCUGAGGCCGAUAAGAAAAUCAAGUCUUCCCAGUCCUUCUUCUCCGGGCUCUUCGGGGGCUCCUCCAAGGUGGAAGAAGCUUGCGAACUCUAUGCCCGAGCAGCCAACAUGUUCAAAAUGGUGAAGAAUUGGAGCGCUGCCGGCAAUGCUUUCUGCCAGGCUGCCAAGCUGCACCUGCAGGUCCAGAGCAAGCACGAUGCCGCCACCAACUUUGUGGACGCCGGAAAUGCUUUUAAGAAGGCCGACCCUCAAGAGGCCAUCAACUGUCUGCUGCGGGCAAUAGAAAUCUACACUGACAUGGGAAGAUUCACCAUCGCAGCCAAACAUCACAUAUCCAUAGCCGAGAUCUACGAGUCUGAGCUGGUGGACAUAGAAAAGGCGAUAGCCCACUAUGAGCAGGCAGCAGACUACUACAAGGGAGAGGAGUCUAACAGUUCUGCCAACAAAUGUCUGCUGAAAGUGGCCACUUAUGCGGCUCAGCUGGAGCAAUACCCGAAAGCGGUAGAAAUCUACGAGCAGGUUGGCACCAGUGCAAUGGACAGCCCUCUUCUGAAGUACAGUGCCAAAGACUAUUUCUUCAAAGCUGCCCUUUGCCACUUCUGCAUCGAUAUGUACAACGCUAAGCUGGCUGUCCAGAAGUACGAGGAGAUGUUCCCGGCUUUCUCCGAUUCCAGAGAGUAUAAACUUGUUAAGAAACUUCUUGAAGCUCAUGAAGAACAGAAUCUGGACAACUAUACAGAUGCCGUAAAAGAGUUUGACUCCAUCUCCCAUCUGGACCAGUGGUUAACCACAAUGCUAUUGCGCAUCAAGAAGACCAUUAAAGGAGAAGAAGAGGAUUUGCGUUAACAGCUAUAUCUUUGUCCUCCUUCCCAAUUAGCCGGAGCCCACAUCAGGAAUUUUUAGGGUGCAAUUGUUGGGGGUGGGGGGGGAGAAACACUGCUAAUGCCCAUUUACAUGAUUGACAUAAACGUCUUACUGAGAACAAGAUCCCCUGUCAUUCUGUUGCCUCUUACCUCAUCCACUGACUACACAGACUUCUGGGGCACGGUCCUCUGUAAGAGCGGGCACCAUCAUUGAAGGCUGUGUAGUCACCGGAUGCACCAGGGGGUCCCCGGGAGAUCACAGAUUAUAGUAUACAGUACCACCGCUGGGCAUUGUGCACGUUUUUAGCUAACGCCCUUGCCGACUUAGGUGGGCUCCUUCUCCAGCUGUCGUAUCUUGACAGUAUAUUUGUGCAAUCCUCGCUUUUUGGGGUGGCAGGCUCAGACAUUGUACCAUUGCAUGGGGUAUGGAUGGGGAAGGGGGAAAAAAACAACAUGGCCUGAAGAGUCGUAAUACUAUCCUCGCUAUAUGCCAUACAUCAGAAUAUAUAUUAAUUUUCCUUUUAAAGAUAUCAGUACUUGCAGCUUGACCAAAUGUUGGGGGUUAUAUGAGUUUUAGUUUGAGGCCAACUGCCAGGGCUAGCCAUGCCUGUAGGAUCCAUAAGGUGAUUGCACCACUAAACCUUAUAGUCCUGUACAGAGUAUGCAAAAACCUAUUCAUAUCUAAUACAAGCUGCACAGCCGGGUCCAGGAACAAGCCAUUGUGACUUUCCUUGCUUUUUACUAAUACAUAGCUUGAUGUCUAUGAGGUCCUUGGUUACGGAUGAUGCCAAUCCGGCUCUCUGAGAUUGAUUGGGCUCCACUGGAGGAGAGGUGGCAUCGCUGUACCCGCUUUACCCUGCAUAGUGCUGUAGAUGUGCAUAUUUAUCUGCCUCCUCAGGGGCCGGUUCAUUUCUGUUCAUUCCGUUUGUCUCUUCUGUCAUCUUGUGAAUCCUCUCAUAAAUGAUUCAGCUGAGCCCGUGUUUAAUAAAGCAAGUGGGAUGUAACGUA